GUCGCAGUCGCGGUCUCGGGUCGGGGCUCGGGUCGCAUGUGAGUGAUGUAAGGACGCACGGACGCACCCAAAAUUGCAGAACGCACUUGCGAAUUCCGGGCAGCACUUGGUGGAUCUGAGCCGCGCCCCAACGACACCACCACCACGCACGACGACCCGAGAGCAGACCCCGCUCUCCCUCACACACACACACACACAUAGCGCGCGGACACGACUGCGCGUUGACGGCACCGCAAUCAUGGGUACGCCCCCCCGCGGGCCGCGCAGGCUGGGCGGCGGCUUUUUUGCCCCGCUCGGUGCGGCCCCAACGUGGAGGCAGCACGGCUGACGGACGGUGCAGCGCCCAAGAACAAGAAGGCGGAGAAGAUGUCGCUGGGAGACUUCCUCGGCGACCAGUCUCUAGGCUCGUGGGCCGACGAGAUGGAGGACGCGCCCAUGCCCCGCGCAGGUGGCUUUGGCGGCGCCAGCUACGGCGGCGACCGGCCCUCAUACGGCGGUGGCAGCGGCUUCAGUGCCCGCACCGACAGCUUUGCCGAGCGCGGCUUCGCGACCCGCGAGGAGCUGCCCCUCCCCUCCAAGCCCCCGUACACGGCCCAUCUGGGCAACCUGUCCUUCGACGCCACUGAGGGCGACGUCAACGACUUCUUCGGCGACUGCGAGGUCACCAACGUGCGCAUCGUCGAGGACAAGCUCGACCGCAAGCCCAAGGGCUUCGGCUACGUCGAGUUCGGCUCGCUCGACGGCCUGAAGAAGGCGCUCGACCUGUCCGGCUCGCAGUUCCAGGGCCGCAAUGUGCGCGUCAGCGUCGCCGAGCCCCCCAAGGACCGCCCCGAGGCACGCGACAUUUCCGACUGGUCUCGCAAGGGGCCCCUCCCCGACCUGCCCGGCCAGCGCUCCGGCCCUGCCCGUGGCUUCGGCGGCGGCCGCAACUUCGACGCCGCCUCGGACGCCGGCAGUGACCGUGGCGAGCGCAGACGCCCGGCCUUCGAGGGCGACGGCAAGCCGCGCGACUUCGGCAACUGGGAGCGCCGCGGCCCCCUCUCGCCCUCUGCAGAGGGUCCCCGCGAGGGCGGCAGGCGCUUCGACGGCCCCCGCGAGCCCCGUGAAGGCGGAUUCCGCGAGAGGCAGUCGCCCGCCUGGGGCGAGGGCCGUCCCGAGGGCGAGCGUGCCCCCCGCCGCGAGUUCCAGCCCGCCGAAGGCAGGCCACAGGUCGAGAGGCAGCCCACUGCCGCAGACCAGGACAGCCAGUGGAGGUCGAAGAUGCGCCCCGACGCUGCGUCUCCCACCGGCACCCCUGACGCCAGCACGCCCUCGUCGCCCGCGCCUCUGCCCAGCCGCCCUAGGCUGAACCUCGCAAAGCGCACCGUGUCUGAGGCCCCUACCGCCUCGGCCGCAACUCCCUCGGACAAGCCGAACCCCUUCGGUGCUGCCCGUCCUAUCGACACAGCUGCCCGCGACAAGGAGGUCGAGGAGAGGCAGAAGCAGGCCGCACAGCAGAAGAAGGAGGCAGACGACAAGGCCCGCGAGGAGAAGAAGGCCAAGGAGGUUGCCGCCAAGGAGACCGCUGCUGCGAAGCCGGCCGAAGAGUCCACUGGCGACAAUGUUCCUAAGGCAGUCGACAACCCCGAGGCCAAGAUUGAGGACGAGUCUGCCAACGGUGAGAUCGUCGGCGACAAGGCCGUCAAGCCCGAGGAGCCGGUUGUGGCCCCCAAGGACGGUGGAUCGUGGAGGCGCAAGUCCAGCACGCCCGCGGCCCCUGCGUCCACAACUGAGGCCGUGGAAGAGGAUGGCUGGAGCACCGUCACCAAGGCGCCCAAGACCACCCGCAACAACCGUCGCGGCGGCGCUCCUGCCCGUGCCAUUGCCUCGUAAGCCAUCAUCUGCAGGCAUGUGGUGACUGGUGGUUGUUCCUAUUGCGUUCUCCAAAUAGCGACGUCGCGCAUUUCACCGGCGUGGCGG
Boeremia exigua is the source of this 1959-nucleotide messenger RNA. RefSeq lists its product as uncharacterized. Gene Ontology annotation, molecular function: RNA binding. The record is from RefSeq and is a predicted model, not a curated record. The transcript has 6 exons. NCBI's taxonomy places the organism in Eukaryota, Fungi, Ascomycota, Dothideomycetes, Pleosporales, Didymellaceae. Bases 367 to 1872 code for a protein of 501 amino acids.